AUGGCAUCAGUAUCUGGUAGCAGAAUCGUACGGAUAGGUAUUGAUGUAGGAGGCACGAACACUGACGCGGUGGCAAUUAACCCAUCUCAGCAGCAAGAGAAAUCUCGUGGUGUCUUAGCACAUGCCAAGACCCCAACGACACCAGAUGUCACAUCCGGAAUCAAAACGGCUGUCUCAAAAAUACUGGAGACGUCAAGUAUACCCGCUGAAGACAUCGCCAGUGUCACUGUCGGCACAACCCACUUCAUCAACGCCGUGGUAGAGCAGGAUGCUCGUCGUCUACAACGUGUGGCGGUUCUGCGACUGUCCAAAUCGUUUCUUCGCGAAGUCCCACCUUUCUCUGACUGGCCUCUGGGCUUGGCUGGCAUCAUUAAAGGUUAUGUUGGCUACUGCGACGGCGGUCUGCAUAUUGAUGGUAGCGAGGAGGCACCGGUAGACGAGUCCCAGGUCAUUGAACGCUGCGCCGAGAUCAAGAAGCUUGGCCUCCAGGCGGUCGUUAUUGUCGGAGCAUUCUCUCCAAUUGACGAAGUGUUCAGGCAGGAGGAUCACGUACGCGAUAUUGUGCUCCGAGAGAUCCCUGGAGCUCAAGUGGUCGUAUCGCAUGAGGUCGCCAACAUUGGAAUCCUCGAGCGCGAAAACGCAAGCAUACUGAAUGCUGCCAUCUUGACCUACGCGAAGCGGACAGUGAGGAGCUUCCGAAGAGCGAUGAAGGAUCUUAAGCUUACAUGUGCGCUCUUUCUGACGCAAAACGACGGUACGCUGUUGUCUGCGAACGAUGCAGCGAACAUCCCCAUCCGGACAUUUUCUUCCGGCGCCACCAAUUCAAUGCGCGGUGCUGCAUAUCUGUCCGAUCAUACCUCUGGGAGUGCUAUCGUAGUGGACAUUGGCGGGACGACGAGUGAUGUUGGGGUGCUUUUACCAUCUGGACUUCCGCGACAAGCAUCAGCAUACGUGACUGUAGCUGGCGUGCGUGUCAACUAUUCCAUGCCUCAUCUCCAUUCUAUCGGACUCGGUGGUGGCUCGAUUGUACGCCAGAGCGAAGCAAAAGUCACGGUCGGCCCGGACUCCGUCGGUCACUACCUCACUCAUGAUGCAUUGGUCUUUGGCGGCCAUGUUACUACUACCUCUGAUAUUGCGGUCGCUGCUGGUAAAGUCGAUAUGGGCGAUGGAGAAGCGGUCAAGACUCUGUCCACAUCUCUGAUCGAGUCCGCCCAGCAAUGUAUUGGGAGGUUGCUAGAAGGCGCGAUCGAUGUCAUAAAGACGUCCCCAGAUCCCAUGCCUGUGCUGCUCGUUGGUGGUGGUGCCGUCCUUGCACCCUCUACACUUGCAGGCGCCUCCGAGCUGAAGUUGCCGCCGUACUACGAUGUGGCGAAUGCAGUGGGUGCCGCCAUCUCCAAGGUCGGCGGCAUCGUAGACAUCAUCCAAGGUGUCGCCGAACAGACGAUCGAGCAAGCCGUCGACCAUGCCAAAUCCUUGGCCAUACAGCGCGCGAUAGACGCUGGUGCCGUCAAGGAGACCAUCGAAAUUGCGGAGGUGGAAAGCAUACCCGUAACAUAUGUGGCCAACCAGCUCCGCACCAUUGUGAAAGCUAUAGGUGAGCUCGACACCACACAACAGCCGGAGCAGAUUGAAGAAGACACCUCCGAUGCGCCAGACGAUACAGAAGUCAGCAAAGACUUUGCUGUCAAGGUCCCAGACGAGGCUCCAGUUGACCCGCGAAUAUAUGAGCCGACUGUCCGCCAAAAUGGUGAGACAGACAUUUGGGAAUGGCACAUCUCUGAGACCGACAUCGACUAUCUCGCCGAAGGCUGCUACGUCCUGGGAUGCGCUGGUGGAGGUAGUCCCGCCUCCUCGCGUAUUCAACAGCGGGAUAUGCUUCGAGCUGGCCAUAGAGUACGAGUCAUCGAUGCCUCGUCCUUACCAGAACACGCGAGUAUCUACUGGGGUGGUUUCAUGGGAUCGCCAGCUACGUCGAAUGAGCGUCUGAACAGUUGUGAGACUGUGAAUGCCUUUCGAGCUCUCAUUGAGUACUUACGCCACGACACCUUCGACGCCGUCAUGGGUCUCGAGAUUGGCGCGAACGGUCUCGAGCCUUUCCUCGUCGGCAGCUCGAGGUUCUUCGACCGGCCCGUGAUCGACGGCGAUUGGAUGGGUCGAGCAUAUCCGACCUACUGGCAAACAACAAUCGCGGUCCAUGCUCCGGGCGAACUCGUGCCUUGCGCCAUCGAUUCUGGUGACGGCAAGACCAUCCUCAUGACCCGGGCUUCCAACGACGAGAUCGUGGACCGAGCACUCCGCGCCUCAUGCUCCGAAAUGGGCUCCCGCGUCGGCAUGGCCGCCAAACCAACGACAACUGAUCGCGUACAACGCUUCGGCGUACUCGGCACUGUUUCGCUGGCCUGGCGGAUUGGUCGUUGUAUCAAGAUGGCCGAAGCAACCAACACCCUCUCAAGCGUCGCCGAAUCGAUCGUGAACGAAGUCGGCGGCCCAAAAAGCGCCAAGAUCCUCUUCCGAGGCAAGAUCGUGACCGUCGAGCGCCGUCUCUUCAAGGGCCAUUCCUACGGUCACAUCGUCAUAGCCGCCACGGGUCCCACUGACGAUGAAGAGCAAACUCUCAGCAGCACCAACGAAGCUACAUCAACCGCCAUGGAACCCCUCGCCACAACCGGUACCCUCCUCAUCCCUUUCAAGAACGAAAACAUCUACGCCGAACACACCGACCCCAGCGGCGCGAAAACCAUCCUCGCCGCCGUACCCGACCUUAUCGCCGUCCUCGACGCCGGUUCCGGCCGCUCCCUUGGCGUACCCGAAUUCAAAUACGGUUUCCGUGUCGCUGUGCUCGGGAUAACGUGUUCACCACGAUGGACGGAGACGAGCGCGGGACUGGCGAUCGGUGGACCGGGGGCGUUUGGGUACAACGAUGUGAUCUACAAGCCUUUGGGGGAGUAUGUGGAGCCGCGGAGCGUGAUCGAGGAGUUUGGUCCGGGGUCAGUAAGAAAUGAUGGGUAG
Recurvomyces mirabilis is the source of this 3009-nucleotide messenger RNA. RefSeq lists its product as uncharacterized. The record is from RefSeq and is a predicted model, not a curated record. Gene Ontology annotation, biological process: glutathione metabolic process. The transcript has 4 exons. Bases 1 to 3009 code for a protein of 1002 amino acids. Gene Ontology annotation, cellular component: cytosol. NCBI's taxonomy places the organism in Eukaryota, Fungi, Ascomycota, Dothideomycetes, Mycosphaerellales, Teratosphaeriaceae. Gene Ontology annotation, molecular function: 5-oxoprolinase (ATP-hydrolyzing) activity.